This is a messenger RNA of Rhipicephalus microplus (southern cattle tick), 1618 nucleotides long. RefSeq names its product homeobox protein Nkx-2.1. The record is from RefSeq and is a predicted model, not a curated record. Gene Ontology annotation, cellular component: nucleus. Gene Ontology annotation, molecular function: DNA-binding transcription factor activity, RNA polymerase II-specific; RNA polymerase II cis-regulatory region sequence-specific DNA binding. Gene Ontology annotation, biological process: regulation of transcription by RNA polymerase II; cell differentiation. NCBI's taxonomy places the organism in Eukaryota, Metazoa, Arthropoda, Arachnida, Ixodida, Ixodidae.
GGGGACGUUCGCGAAUCUGGGAAAGAGACGAAGAAAUCCCACCAAAAGAGAAAAAAAGGGAGAAAAAAGCAAAAUAAGGAAGCACGCCGGCGGGCAUGGGAGCCGGCCGAACGAAGGCUAGGCAGCGCGGAGGCGCCGGCAUGGUUUCGGUCUGCGGCAAGACAUGUCCAUGAGUCCCGCCCGGAAGACGUCCCUACACCGACACCAGGAGGACGUCGUUGAAGACGACGAAGACGACACGAUCGCAACGGUGCUUCCGUCGGGCCGCCAAGGUCACCAGCAGCAGGGCCACAACAGCACUCCGUUCUCGGUGUCCGACAUCCUGAGUCCACUGGACGUGAGCACUGUCCAGCAGUUGCAGCACUUCCACGACGACACGGUGUCUGUGAGCUGUGCGGCCGCCACCGGCGGUUUCGGAGGACUAAUGAUGAACAGCCACUACGGGAUGCAGCUGGGUUCGCAGGGCUUUCCCGGUUCCCAGUAUGGCGCGGGCCCUCCGGACCUGACGGGACACUACGCCGACCCGAUGCGUCAGUCCGCGGCCGCGGCUGCAGCCGCGGGGUGGUACGGAACGGCACCGGACCCGAGAUUUGCAAUCUCGCGACUCAUGGGUGGUCCGGCGGGUGCCGGCGCCGGAGCGCAGCUGGGCCCGGCGCUGAGCGCGGCCUGCGGAGGUCCCGGCUCGGGCGCAGAUUCUAUGGGCAAAUCGGCCGCGGCUGCGGCUGCUGCCGCUGCAUGUGCCGCCGCGGCAGCGGCCGCAGGUAUGCAGUUUCCCCUGGGCCAGCGACGAAAGAGGCGCGUGCUGUUCACGCAGGCCCAAGUUUACGAGCUGGAGCGACGGUUCAAGCAGCAGAAGUACCUUUCAGCGCCGGAGAGGGAGCACCUGGCCAGCCUCAUACACCUAACGCCUACACAGGUGAAGAUCUGGUUCCAGAACCACCGCUACAAAUGCAAGCGGCAGGCCAAGGAGAAGGCCAUGGCCGAGCAGCAGCUGCAGCAGCACGGCGCCAGCAGCGUCGGCACAGGCGGGGCGUCAGCCACGCACCAGGGAUCGCACUCGCCUAGAAAGGUAGCUGUUCCGGUUCUGGUGAAAGACGGCAAGCCGUGCGGCAAUUCUUCGGGAGAAGAGGACGCCGUCGGCGACCUGCUCUCCUCAACCGGCUCCUCGGUCGGAGGUGUGGGCGCCUCGCACCACCAGUCCUCAUCUUCCUCGCAGAGGAGCGGCAACGGCAUAGGAUCAGGAGGGCUCCACCAUCACCAGCACCACCACCACAGGUCGUGCCUGGUGGACAGCUCUCCCGGAGCGAGGGUCAUGUGCGGGGGGCCUCCCAGUAGUUCCAGCCCUCUGGGCAUCAACGGUAUGGCAUCGUACGGCCAAGCGGUCGACCUGAACCCAGGCAGCAUGCGGGCCCACGAGGCGUCCCCGGCGACCGUCAAAAGAGAGGUCGCCACCGACGAUGACGACUGCAACUUCAGUGAGGAUGAAGAAGAGGAAGACGAUGACGAAGACGAAGAACAGGACUUCACUGCAGCGUCUGGAACGAGACCCCUGUCACUCAGACAGGGAGCGCCGGAAGGACUGCCGCAGGAUGAAGACCUCUGCGACAUUGUGCUCUGA